AUGAAGACACUACGGUCAGCUCUCCUUUUUGUUUUGUUUAUCUACUGUUUUUCAGGUGCAAAUUCUAGCCCAGUGUGCAACCAGACUUAUGCCCUUCAAAAUAUUACCGAGGAAGUGACUCCAGUUGAUAAACUUCUGAUCGACGUCGCCAACUUCUGCCCUAAAGCUAAUGGAGAAACUUACACAAUCAGUGGCGUCGACGUGCUAGCUGAGUUUGAGAUGCAAGGUUCACAACUCCAUUUAAAAAAACCAGAUGCAGAGGCUAAAUUGAGCAGCGAUCCAUCAGAGUUUGCUAACCCUUGGACAGUAGUUGUGAAUGUUACCGAUGUGGAGGGAAACUUCACCUUCCUAACUGUCUUAGUGCGUCUAAUAUCCAUCAACGACAAUAAAGCAACUUUUACAAACCUGUCGAUAACUAAUGUUACUGAAAACACUUCCCCGGGUAAAAAAAUUGGAGGAUGUACGCUGUCAGAUGCUGAUUACCCGGACAAUAAGUUUAAUAAUUCAUAUGUUGAGAUAGUAACCGGCAAUGAGGAUGGUGUAUUUGCCGUCGAUGAACAAACAUGUGACAUCAUUGUGGUUAAACCGCUGAGCUACGCGAACAAACCUUCAUAUAUCUUGACAUUCAGAGCCUUUAACUUCCCAGGGGACACAACUGGAACAACCGGAACAAAAACCGUCUACGUGUUGCCAGUCAGCGUGUAUCCUCCGAGAUGCAGCCCAUCCAGCAUUGUUGUUGCUGUCAUGGAGAAUACGACAGUAAAAACUGUCUUAGGACAGCUGAACUGUACAACUUUUGACGGCAACAAAAACCUGGAUUACUUUCGGGACUCACCAAGUUCAAUUCCUUAUUUGGACGUGAAGCAGGAUACGGGAGAGGUAUUUUUGGAUUCUCCAUUACAGUACGAUAAUACUGGAGCAAACAAUCUAAAACAGAUCAUUGUUAAAGUAGUUCCGAAGGGAACUCAAGGCCCAGAUACAAAAGUGACCUUUUUCACACACAUAGUGGGUGAGGACAACCAUGCGCCGCAGUUCACGUUGAAUUUAUUCAAGAACACGAUUUCAGCAAAUGAAACAGUUGGCACACCAGUUCUAGGUCUGUCAGCAACGGAUGCAGACGCACCUUACACAUACAACUCUAAGAUAACGUACGGUCUUAACGGCGGGUGCUCGCCUGAUUCACUGGUAAUAGACAGCAAUACAGGUAUCCUGUACCUGAAUGCAACACUAGAUACAUCGCGAUCAUCAACGAUCAACUGUACAGUUUACGCCUUCAGUUCAGACAACGUUGCAAAAAAAUCCUUUGCCGAUGUCAACAUAGCAGUGAUAGCUGUGAACAAGCCUCCACACUUCCUACUUAGCGUUUACGCAGGAAAUGUUACAGAAAACUCAAAUGUUCCCACAUUUGUUCUGAAUGUGAACGCUACGGAUCCUGAAAACGGAACGUUGAUAUUUUCCUUUCCUGCUGGACAAAUGGGUACCUACUGGCCCUUUAAAAUAGAACCUCUAAGCGGAGAGGUGUCGGUAGCGAACAUAGUUGACUUUGAGGCACACAAAUACUUCUUCGGACCUGUAGUAGUCUCAGACCAAGGGACACCACCAUUGGAUGCCACUGCUCAGAUAUCAAUUGAAGUGGUCCCUAAGAACGAGUACCCACCAGAAGUCCCCAGCGCUUACAGUGUCAGCAUUAACAAACUUAGCAAGCCAGGAACCCUAGUGGUGAAAGUAGCAGCCACUGAGAAAGAUGAUGGAUACGAUGGGCAAAUCGAGUUCAUCCUUGAAGAUCUCAAUGUGCCCUUUGUGCUCGAUCCAGUGACCGGGAAUCUGACUGUAGGCAUUGGUCUCGACCAAACGACUAAUACGUUCUUUAACCUGACGGUGAAAGCUGUGGACAAAUCAAAGACCAAAGUCCUUAGUUCGAAAACCUUUGUCUAUGUAACCUGUGAUAAACCCAUAGGAAAUAAUAACGACCCGAUUUGUAAUCCUCAAGGACCCUACCUAGUAACGCCAACUGCACCUCCUGUAGGAGACCCAAUAGGGUAUCUUAGUUGCUAUGAUGCUGAAUCUGGUACCAACCUAAAAUAUGAAAUCAUUAAGGGCAACACUAACAUGUUCACCGUUGUUACUUUCAAUGGAACCAUUCGGUUAGCAGGUACACCCAUAGCAGGGUCACAUACGAUUGAUAUCAGCGUCAGUGAUCAAGGCAGCCCUCCUAGAGUCGCAAUUGUCUCUGUUCAGAUCAAUAUUAUGACCAAUCUCAAGUUUACCAAUCUUCCCACCACCUUGCCUGUCUACGAGAACUCAACUUCCACCGCUUUACUCUUUACAGUCAAGGCUGAAGGGUCUUUCGACCUCAUUACUUAUGCAAUUACGGGUGGUAAUACGGAGGGUAAAUUUUAUUUAGGUCAAAGCACUGGUGAUUUGAAACUUAUCCGAUCUGUGGACAGAGAGAUGACUGACUCAUACACUCUUCAAAUAACGGCCACAGCAACCGACGGACAAUCAGUCAAACAGAACUUAGGAAUCGGUAUACUUGACAUAAAUGAUAACGCUCCACGGUACUACAGCUCGUUCGCUUCUCGCAAAAUAUCUGAAAAAAUGGCGUUUCCAUCAACGAUUGCACAAUACACUGCCUAUGAUCUGGACAUUCUACAAAACGCCGAGAUAGAUUACAGUAUCCUAUCUGGGGACCCUAAUAAUGUGUUCAGGUACACGUCUACUGGGGCGUUACAGCUAGUAAAACAGCUUGACUACGAGACACAGUCAUUUUAUCCGCUCUUGCUCUGCGGUACCGACAGAGGAGACCCAAAAUUGAGUGGUACGGUCCUCUUGAAUGUGUAUGUAAUUGAUGAAGAUGACAACAAUUUUAAAAUUGUGUCAUCUGGUGGUACAAUCCAAUUAUCAGUGCCAGAAGAUGCAACACUUGGUGCACCCAUUAUCAGAAUUCAGCUGCAGAAUAAUGACAGCAGCUCAAAUUUGACCUUUGCAAUAGUAAACGGCAACAGCAAAAAUAAUUUCACAAUUGAUGAGAGAACAGGCGAAGUGUACUUAAUCUUUGCCCUGGACAGGGAAACGGCCGAUUUCUUGACUCUUACAAUACGUGUCAAUGGCAUCAGUGGGAAAACAGACACCACCAUACUUAAUAUAACUAUAACUGACGUCAACGAUAACAAACCCGUAUAUAACCCAGAUAACUACCUGUUUCUGGUGCCAUAUGGCACCAGUGCUGGAACUGCUAUAGGCACGCUAUCAGUGACAGAUUCAGACGCCGGCGUCAACAAAGACAUUACCUUGUCCAUCACGUCUGCAAAUACCAAUAACGCGUUUAGAUUAAGUGGCACCACGUUAAUUGCUGCAUCAUUGCUGAACUCUAAUUUAAACAGUCAAUACGACCUGCAAAUUAUGGCCUCAGAUCAUGGCAUGCCAAUUCAAAACUCAACAGCUUAUGUCACUGUAUCAGUUGGCCCAAAAUAUGAAGAACCUUACUAUGCAGUCAGAACAAAAAGUAUCUCUAUAGAAGAAACUCGCACUGUAGGCAGUUUAAUAGAUGAUGCCGAUGCAACAUUUUUAGGAGCAAAAGAACCAUCUUCCCCAAAUCCAGGCGAUUUGUUGUACAUUUUGAGUAGCGGGGACAGCAAAACAUUUUUUGUAGAACAGGAUAUUGGAGAAACGCAGCUUGCCAGUGCCCUCAACUUUUCUUUAACUAAAUCAUACCAGCUAAUAAUCACAGCUUUUAACAAGUACAACCGUUCUAAAAGUGAUAACUAUACACUGUAUAUAGCGGUCAUACAAAUGAAUAGAUUCAGUCCUGUUUUAUCCAAGGAUAUGUAUUUGUGGGAUGUCAGGGAAACCGCUGCAAAAAACACCAUUGUUGGCCAGGUUUCUGCCACAGAUAACGAUUCUGGAAAUUUUGGAACAGUGAAAUUUUCUAUCGAAGCAAACAGCAAUUUCGAUAUUAACUCAUCGACAGGUGUAGUGACCUUGAUAGGCUCACUGGAGUACUCAGUAGCCAAAAUGUAUUGCCUUUCGGUAAAGGCUGUAGACAAUGCAGGAAUCAACAGCAUGACGGCUAUAGGUGCGAUUUGUAUUUAUGUUUUAGACGACAAUAAUCACAACCCAGUGGUUAUCAACGCACCUUUCAUUGUUACUGUCCCCGAAACGUUGUCUGUUGGAAGUGUGUUCCUAACAAUAGCAGCCGAAGAUCUGGACUCGGGUGUGUUCGGAACCGUCUCGUUCACAAUUAUCUCGGGCAAUUCUGAGGGGAAAUUUGCUUUAAACUCGAAAACUGGAGCAGUAACGCUUGUUGCUAGCCUUGACUUUGAGACCACUUCUUUAUAUGUCCUCACCGUUCGAGCACAAGAUGGAGGCUCUCCGGCACUGGAAAAUAUCACCACUUACACGGUCCAUGUGUCUGACCAGAACGAUAAUCGGCCAGAUUUCGGACAAGCAAGGACAGAAAUUACAAUUGCAAGCGAUACUCCCCUCCUAACCCCAAUAAGUAAAGUAUCGGCCUCAGAUAAGGAUAGUGGAGCUAAUGGCGAAGUCAGUUAUAUCAUCGAGAGUGGCGACGACGAUCACUUAUUUAGUAUCGAUACUGUAAGUGGUGUUAUCUCAGUAGCGGCGUCUCUAGCCUCAGCACGAAGUUUCCACACUUUGACAGUGGCAGCUGUAGAUCACGGGGUGCCAUCUUUGAAAGGGACUAUCACUGUAGCCAUUGUGAUACGACCAGUUCAGCAGAGCCCCGGCUUGGCGAAUUAUGUCUUCAGCAUCAGAGAGAACGAGGCUGCUGGAACACUGGUGGGAACAAUACCCAGGGAUACUUCAUUAAUCAACAUUACCAGUUAUACUAUAAGUGGAGGCAACAUUGGCAGCGUUUUCGGUAUAUCCAAAGAUGGGGUUCUACGAACUACGAGUCCAUUGGACAGAGAAACCUACGCAUUUUACCGUCUCGUCAUCUCCAUCUCAGCUGAUGUAGGCAGCAAGGUUAUUACAGCAAAUAUCAUAGUGACCGACGACAACGACAAUGGUCCAGUCUUCAACAUCUCUGUGCUGUACGUACAGGUAGUAGAAAACCUGCCAGCGGGUUAUGCCAUAGCUACACUAAUUGCCACAGACGCUGAUGCGGACGGCGUGAACAAUCAGGUGGAUAUGUUUAUAUCGCCGUACAAUCCACCUGUCAGCACCUACUUCAUUCUGGAACCCCCAGGAACCAUCAAACUGAAGGCGCCUAUCAACUAUGAGGACAUCACGUCGUUUGUCAUCUCUGUUGUUGCUGCAGACAGAGGCUCACCGCAGAUGGUUUCAAGAGCUACAGUCUAUGUUCAGGUCAUCAAUGUUACUGAAAAGGAGAUAUAUAAUAAUUUUCAGACAACUUAUUUCAAAUACUGUGAUUUUCCCGACGAUGCUGUUUAUGGGGAUGUUGUGUGUGCUCUGACAUCUGCCGAUUUUGGACUAACACUAGCGCCAGGAGAUAGGAUCAUUUACACGACAGUUGGAGACAACAGCGUUUUCGAAGCCAACCCUAGUACCGGAUAUGUUCUAGUCAAGAGAGAUUGGUUCAUUUCCAAGUCGACACGUUAUUUUCAAUCAAUCAUUGCCACGGUGACGUCUGGAGGAAAUGCAACAUCCUAUACCAUCUUGGUCCGACUGGAUACUUUCAACAGAAACGAGCAUCUGGUCUCUGUCAAAGUCAACACAUAUUUAUCAGACUUAAAUUCCCAGAGAGACAGUUUGGAAGCCAACCUGCAAGGACAGUUCCCAUCCCCACAGGACGUUGUUAUCUGGCAAACAAGGUCAACAGAUCCAGAUCUCGGCAGGAGACGACUGUUAGCCCCAGGCUCCGAGGCCUUAGUUGUAGUAGAGGCUGACAAAACUGUUAACAGCAUGGCAAACAUCACUAGAACCAAGACAUUUCUCUCAAGUAAAGAGGCUGCAAAGGCCUUACAACAAUCUAGCGAUGGAACCCCAGUUUCAACUGUAGCCAGUGGCCCGCCCUCAGUGGCGUCAGUACAGCCAUACUAUACAGACGAUGAUGACGGACUGGAUCCAGCUUAUAUCGCCCUUAUUGUCGUUGGCAGCUUGGUGGCUCUGGCAAUCAUUGCAGGGAUCAUUGCAUUAAUCAUCUACUGCUGCUGUUACCGUCGAAAGAAGGGAUCUGAGAAAAAGAGACUCGUGGAGAAGAAAAAAAAGUCAAAGAAAGCAUUUGGAAACUUGGAUAAAUCAA
Molecule: messenger RNA, 6223 nt
Organism: Candidula unifasciata
Lineage: Eukaryota; Metazoa; Mollusca; Gastropoda; Stylommatophora; Geomitridae
Source: the annotation of a GenBank genome assembly